AUGGGCCUUUUGGAUAAGCUCCGGGCCCGUCCCCGCCGCAGUGCGGGGGCUGCGACUGAGUUCCAAACGCCGCCCCGCUCCAAAACAAUCCGCGGCCGCGAUCACACCAGGAAGCUGUCGCGCCCCGUGUUGGCCUAUAUUUUCGCCCUAGUCUGUCCACACACCGUCGAUGAAUCCUAUGAGACCUCCGAGGAGUCCAUGACCGAUGGCUGCAUGCUAUGUGACAUGCGCGACCUGGCGCACUGCGCUCAGGUCUGUAAGCGCUGGUUUAUAGAGGCACGCGCCCUGCUGUACCUGCAUGUCCGUAUCGACGCCGUCCACUACUGUGAACUCGAAGUCCAACUGGCCGCCAAACGAAAGCGCCGCUCAUUCUUUGAUCGCAACGGUGAACCCAUCGAUGCCCCGCAGGUCCGUCUCGAGCUCUUCAUGCGAACGGUCCGAGAGUCUCAGGGUCUCGCAAAUAUGGUUCUCUCUCUCCGAAUCCCCUAUAUGACUCGAGAGGCCAACAAAGCCAACCUUGCCCGUACCAUUUCCGUGCUUCCCCACCUCCGCUUUGUCGAUCUGCCGACCGGUCUCUUUAGUGAUGAGCCUUCGUGUGCCGCUCUGAAGCAAGAAUUGAAGGUUCGAUGUCCCGAUCUUCGCCACAUGGCCUACCGCCAUGGCUCCGAGGGGAGUUUCGCGCGUCUCCCAGGAUCUCAGCUAUGGGUGAAUUUGGAGAAGCUGGAACUGUCGGGCCUGCAAAUUGAACCCAGCAUCCUCCGUAAUGGCCUGGCGUCCUUUCCACACCUGCGCGAUCUCACGUUGGAUAAUCUCUCUUGGCUCGACGAUUCUGCAUUCUCCGUGAAUGGGCCCCUGCCACCCUUCCCCGCGGUAGAGCAACUCACCCUUCGCGAUACCCCUAAUGUCACGGCAAGCGGGCUUGCCUCAUUACUUUCUUCUCCAAACAAUCGCGCGGCACUGCAGUCUUUGACUCUCGGCGCAACCGGUGUGCUGCCGUCGGCAUUACACCAGCUUUUGGCGGCAGCUCCCCGGCUGCACAGUCUCUCCAUCAUCCAGGAGGUAUCGAGAUCGUUCCCGACGGAGCAGAUCCCUCCCAUGGCGUCCAAGUCAUUGCGUCUUUUACACUACGAGAUCACCUCUGAAACAGAAAGUCACGGACUGGCUUCCGUCGCAGGCUCUUUCUACACCUACCUUAUUUCAUCCCUGGUGUCCCACUCAUUUCCCGCACUGCGCGACCUCUAUGUUCGGGAUGCACAAUUCCCUGAUACUCUUCUUCUGGCACCGGCUCCCCGACUUUUCGGCGGUGAGAAUCGUCCGCAGAUGAGUGGAGGUGGCCUGUCCCAGCCCCUGAACGUGUACAGUAAGGGGCUGGACGAGCUCGAAUGGAACUUUACCCCGUACGACCCAGGCCCCGGGCCCGGCCAUCGCACGGGGAAUACCCGGCCCAUCAGUUUCCACGAUGCACAGUUGAGCCGAUCCUGGGGUGGAGAUGCACGUAAGAGCGUGCUCGUGGGGAACGGAUUUGGCGGGUUUCUUGCCGUGCCGGCAGAGGAGGACGAGCAGCCCCAAAGCAGUGGCGGAUACAGGCGGGCAAGUCGACAGGAUCUUUGGCGGUAA
Messenger RNA from Penicillium cinerascens, 1617 nucleotides. Its product is annotated as F-box domain protein. Lineage: Eukaryota; Fungi; Ascomycota; Eurotiomycetes; Eurotiales; Aspergillaceae. The record is from RefSeq and is a predicted model, not a curated record. The transcript is spliced from 2 exons. The coding region runs from base 1 to 1617 and encodes 538 amino acids.